CGGCCACACUGACGGAAGUCGUGCAGCUGCCAUUGUGGUGGUUUCGUGUUGGGUGUUUAUUGUGAGUGUGCCGCCGCCACCGCCCCCAUGAGAAUGCUGAGGAUGCCCGAAAUGGUGGACGGGGACGAGAAAGGCAAACUCUUUGUAGGGGGCUUGUCUUGGGAGACAACCCAGGACAAUCUUCAACGCUUUUUCUCUAGAUAUGGCGAAGUCAUCGAUUGCGUUGUUAUGAAAAAUGCAGAAUCAGGCCGUUCUAGAGGAUUUGGUUUCGUUACAUUUUCAGAUCCAGCCAAUGUAAAUACUGUACUUCAAAAUGGCCCACAUACACUAGACGGAAGAACUAUCGACCCGAAACCAUGUAAUCCAAGAACUUUACAAAAGCCCAAGAAGGGCGGAGGUUAUCCGAAGGUAUUUUUAGGAGGUUUACCUUCCAACGUGACGGAAACCGAUCUGAGGACGUUCUUCACUCGGUUUGGAAAAGUAAUGGAAGUUGUUAUUAUGUAUGACCAGGAGAAGAAAAAAUCAAGAGGUUUUGGUUUCUUGUCGUUUGAGGACGAGGAGUCGGUCGACCGAUGCGUCUCCGAGCAUUUUGUGAACCUAAACGGCAAACAAGUCGAGAUCAAGAAAGCCGAGCCGCGUGACGGUUCCGGCGGCAAUAAGAUGGGGGGUGCCGAUCCAUCGUCGGCUUGGGGUCCGCCACAAGCCCCCAUGGGCAUGAUGCAAGGCCCCAAUGGACAAAUGGGCGGUCCUCCGAUGAAUCUGGGCGCUCCGAUGGGACCCAAUAUGAUGCAGGGUUACCAAGGUUGGGGCACAUCGCCUCAACAGCAGAGUUACGCCAGUUAUGGUACACCAUCAGGUCCUGGAUCAUACCAGGGAUGGGGUGCGCCGCCUGCACCGCAAGGACCGCCGCCACAAUGGGGCAACAACUAUGGAGGACCGCCGCAACAGCAAGGUUAUGGGUCGUAUGGUCCGAGUGCCGGUAGCGGAACAAGCUGGAACAGCUGGAAUAUGGCCCAGAAUAGUGGAUCGACAGGUCCGUCAGGUUACAUAGCAGGGGAUAUGUACACACGCGGUCAAUCUGGCCCCGGUGGUCCGGCCACCCCCAGUGCCCCGCCGAAUAUGUCCUCCUCUGGCGGCAGCUCUAAACCAGGUUCGGAUUACAACUACGGCUACGGAUCGUACGCUUCGGCGGCGGACGCCGGCGGCUACGGCGCACCGCCCCGUUCGUACGGCAGCGACGGCAGCAGCCAAGUGAGCGGAUACUCCUCCCAACCUCCAAACGCAGUUGGAAUCGUGUUGGCUUGAUUAACAUGAAGAGAGCAGCCGGACUGGUCACUCCCGCCAAAAUCAAUUAUUCUGAUUAGAUUGACAUAUGAGAAUCGACGGGACACACAUAACACACAUGAUAUCAUACGCCGUCUGAGUUUUCGCAGCUAAUUCGUUCGUGUUUGAUUUUUAUUAUUAUUUUUUAUUAUUAAUUAGUAUUUCAAAACGAGAACACGCCCUCUAACGGCAGAACCGACAACCUUCACGUAUUUUCAGUCAUUUUUCUCGGGGGUAGAUUAGUGUUUCGUUGCUAGAGGACGCUUUCCGAUUUUGUUUUGUUUGUAACACUUGUCAUAACACUACUACAGACAGACAGAAGUGUUGACUAAUUUUAAGCACUGCUCAAGUUGUUAUUAAAGUAUAUUAUAUAAUUAAAAAUAGUGUAAAUUCAAUUUUUACCUCAUAUCUCUAUUUCAAAGUUAGAGUGUCUGCGUGGUUGUGUCUUAAUAUAAACCCAAAAAAAAAAUAGAAAAAAAAAGCGAAACGAUUAAGAAUGUGAUUCAUACUUAGUUAGUAGGUGUAAAACUUUCUUAAACUUAAGUUAAAUGCAUUUACAAUAGUUGGUAAUAAUGAAACGUUUCGCAUAAUAUAUUUAUGAUGUAUUCCUAUGAUGAAACUGAUUACUUAUUGUAAGUUGAACGUGCUCUAGUCUCAUGUUUCAAUAUCAAAUUGUAGGUGGCGUAAUUGUACAUAUUACUAUAUAAAAAUGUAUUUUAUCUAAGUUAUUUCAAAUUGACCAGCAGACAAUCUAAUCCAAUAAGGAAUUUUUAAAUAAUUGUUGUAAGUUAAGGUCACUAUUUAAUAAAUAUUAAUUUUAUAAUAAGUAAAUGACAUAAAUAGUACACAACCACAUAGCUAAGUAGGACUUAUCAUAAGAUCUGGCUGUACUCUAGUAAUAGACCUCCUCUUUUUUUAAAAUUGUGUUCACUUUUUUUUAGUUUUAAUACGCGGUCAAACGUCCGUUUAUAAUGAACCGUUUGAAACUUUUUUCAAACAUCACAUAUCAAAAGUAUUUGCUUUUGAGAAAAGUUGGAGCGAACGUUUCACUUAUAACGGACAUUUUCGAACGACAUGACUCGAAUCAGUGUAGAUUUUUAUAUUCUUUUUGUAUACCUAUUUAUUAUAAUUUUAGUUUCACUUUGGUUAAAACAAAUUAGUUUGAGUGGUUGUGUAAUAAGAGGCAAGAAACAAAUUACACCGAAAACUUUGAAUUAGGGGUUGUCAGGGAGGGGAGGGGGCGCGAUUCGGAUUAAAUAAGAUAUAACUAAUAGAUUUUAGCAGUUAACGAAUUCAUGGUGAUUUAUAUUUAGUAGAAGUAAUUCUGUCUGUCUGGGCCUCAUGUGUCUAUCUAAUCAAACGAGUAAUUGAUACGUUUGUUUUUUUUAGUGAACAUUUUUUUAUUUUUUAUUAAAAAUUGAGUGUGACAAUCUACAUUAAGCAAUGUUUGAUAGCAACCUAGACGUAACUGAUAUUGUUUUCUAGUUUUAAUUGUAUAAUAUUCCUCGGUUAACGCAGACCAAUACAAUUUUAGAAAAAAGUGAAAGUUGAAAACAAAAAUAAAGCGCUCUUUUUAAAGUAGGUAGUAGUGUUAAUUAGUAAAAAUGAUUAUUCCCUUUCUUCUGUGGUGGGGGAGUUACUGUAUAUACACAUGACACAUUCUAAAUGCAAGAAAAGUACAGCAAAUAACCGAAUCGUCUACACCCAAAAUUGCACAUUUUACAUAAAACAAACAAAACAAAUACCUAUGUUGCCUUAUUUCCGAUGUAAACUUUGUUUCACGUCAGUACAAAAGCUUUUCCUCGGAGAGUUACAAGGUGGGGCGCGUCAUAAGAUACAGGGCGUCCGAUUCUACAAGUUUCGGGUACACCCAGUAUAGUAUUUCCGACAGUUACCACUCCAACAUCGGCCGGGAGAUUCUCGUGGAAGCUUCGACCGGAAACGGUACCCGUUUACGACAUUUCCGGUGGCCGUUUCCGCGGGAGAGUCGCGACAGGUGGUGGAGUGUCGGUUCUAUUAUACCGAGUGUACCCGAAACCAAGUCACAUGACAGGGGUACAUCCCCGAAGUACUGUUUUCCCGAUCGGGUACUAGGGCCAAUUGUGCUUUCGGGGUGGCGCUGUUAUGUGACUCAGUCGGGGGGCGGGGGUAAUGUCGGGUGAAAACCGGGCCAACGACCAAUAAACUGUGACCUGACGGGGGUUUCCCAACGGUUACAGUUUAUUUCGGGGGAUGGGUGAGGAGGUUUCACCUCCCUCGCUGUACCUCUGAAAUAAACACAAUUCAACUCACUUAUCUCAUAAGCAAACAACAACAUUAUAUAUAUUAUAUAUUAUCCAUUUUUCGUUCCAUCUUAAAAACAAAUAAUCGACUAAGGAAGACAUAGAGUUGCUUCUGGCGUAGGAGACCUGGUGCUCCUGCGCCAGAGGUGGCCAUUCUUCAGUCGACGCGGAACUGAUAAGGGUUGGUUAUUUACAAGAUGGCCAGCACUUAUCAGUUGCGUGUGAUUCCGAAGGUUGUAACCCGGUGAGUAGACUGGCAUUCAUUGUUGGUUAAGGGGGGUAACGAAAAGAUUUUUUUUCGUUUGGAAGUCAUUCCAUAUUUGGUUGGACGCUCUGUAUUAGAGAAUAAAUGUACACACACGAAUAUAUUAAUAUACAUUUAUGCCGGUAACUAGUUAUUAUUUAAAGUAGUUUUAGCCAGUAAUACAAAAUAAAUCUACAAAGUAAUAUAUAGAAUUAUUUAUAAAUUGUAUUUUAUAUUACAAUAUCGCUGAUAGUUAAUUGACUUGUUAGUGUAAUAAUUAAAUUUAAAUAGAGGAGUAAAAUUUAGAACAAUUUGACUGAUGUACAGAUACAGAAUAAGUUUUUAAAUUUUAAACUAUUAUACAAUAAUUAUUGAAAUGGAAGAAAAACAUUUACCUUAUAUGAUUAGGGCCUUUACUAUAUAUAGUGCAAUUCCUCAUGUGGUUUUUACUAGCCGAAUAGUAAUUUAUGUAAGGUGUUUCCUCGAUAUAUUUUUAAAUUUAGGCAUUGAUUUGUUGCUCAAAAGAUAUUAUUUUGUAUUAUGUUAAAGUUAAGUAAGAGUUAAAAAAAAUCGUAUGUCAGCCGACAAUGCUCUAUUAAAUAAUAAUAAAAAAGAAACAAAUGAACUGUAUAUUCAAUAUAUGAGUGUGACCUGUAAGUGUAAAAUUGUUUUCUAAUUCUUAAGUCUGCUAGUUAUUGAAGAACGUGUUAAUUAAUAGUUAAGCAACCGUUAAUAUUGGCGUAACUUGUCCCUCUUUUAACUUCCUCAUUCCUAAUGUUAUUAUCCUCUGCCACUGUAAAUCAGCUUUGCAGUUAGUUAAUAUGUAAUUCACCUGUUGCAAGCAAUCUUCAUGAUCAAUAAGCCUGUUAAGUAUUGUAAAGGUUGUCGAGGUCUACUGUAGUAGCAAUUGUUAUAGUAUAAUAACAAAAACUAAAUAAAAGAUAACUUUCAAACAAGAGACCUGGUUAAAUAGUGUCGUUUAAGGAGUAUAUUAUAAAUAUAUAUAUAUAAUAUAUACAGUAGUGCAUUUGUAUCGGGGUAGUUAAUUACUUGAGUAUAUUUAGCGUGAAUUAAGAUGUCUAUUAGUUUUAACAAAAUACUUACAAAAGAAUUGUACCUACCAUUAUCUUUGAUUAUUCGAUAAUGAGUAAAAAUAUAAUGCUAAAAAAUUGAA
Tribolium madens (black flour beetle) is the source of this 5023-nucleotide messenger RNA. RefSeq names its product heterogeneous nuclear ribonucleoprotein 27C (gene Hrb27C). Gene Ontology annotation, molecular function: RNA binding. The record is from RefSeq and is a predicted model, not a curated record. The transcript has 8 exons. Lineage: Eukaryota; Metazoa; Arthropoda; Insecta; Coleoptera; Tenebrionidae. Bases 88 to 1305 code for a protein of 405 amino acids.